AUGUCGAGCAGGUACGCGCACAUCAGCACAAAAUCCUCGAGUAGCUAUGACGGUGUCGCGCAAGAGGAGGCGCCGCUGCAAGCACCGCCCGACACUCGAGGCAGGCCAUAUCGAGCGCUAGGAUGGGUGUUGAUCAAAGGAGUAGGCUUGACCCUCGCCCUCCUCUUACCGCUCUGCUUGCUGUUCUGGUACAUUUAUGCGCACAACGAUGCCGUCACGCUUGGCAAGUACGUCUUCACCACUGCACCCGUGCACGAAAUCCUCACCGUCAGUCAGAUCACUAGCAAAGUAGCAGAGAAAAUCGUCGUGCCAGCCAUGGCGGUGUUUGCUUACUUUUGCGCAGCUGACUGGCUGCGAGGUAGCCAAAGCGGCGACGCGACGUUACCAACUCCAUUGCAGUUCGGAAUCUUGCAAGUCGUUCUGGGCUCUGCAAAUUGGUUUGCUUCGUACGAUGGCGCGCUUUACAUGCUCGGACGAAGCGGUCACUCUCGUCGUCCUAGAGCACCGCCCUUUAUCGCGAUGUCGGUCAUUCUGCUCCUUUGGUUGUUGACACUCGAGGCACUAGCGUUCUUUGCAGACGUCGCUUUUCACCAAACUACCGUCAAUGCCGUCUUUAGCCUUCCUCCCACUUCUUCGGAACGCGUGGCACUCGCAGAUGCUCGCGCGCUAGUGGGCGACCUUCCGCCGCUCGACUGGACCGUCGAUCCCGACACCAUAACCGUGUCCAGCAACGAUUCGGCAAACGCACGCGCGCAACUCGCCAGUCCAAACGCUGCGGCCAUGCUCUUGGGGCGUCGAGUCAACGAGACGGAGUGCGCUUCGUGGUCGCGACGGCAUGCCCUCGGCUUGGAUUUGAGCGCCAAAGAUAGCUGCGGCCUUUCCGACGGAUCGACCUAUGGCAAUUAUGGUCAGUGGGCGCCCGAAGGCCAGCGAACGUUUGCGAACUCGUCUGCAUUGCAAGCUGUGGCGUGGACAGACGAUGCGCACUCUAUCAUCGUUGCGGCCGCGCAGCCCAAGUUUUCAUACACUGCAAUUGCAUCAGGCGUCAAGGCGACCUGCGCAUCCAUCACGUCUGAAUGCACUCAGUGCUAUCGGGAGGACUACAGUGGACCUCCUUGUGGACCUGUAGGAUUCCUCAAUUUGAAUUGCAACGGCCCACAUGCAUACAAUGGCACUGCCCGCGAGACGGGCUGGCUAAACGUCGAUGGUGACGUCAGGGGUAGCAGCGCUGUGCCAGCGUCAAACCCCCUGCGCUGGGGCACAAUUGUCAUCUCGCAAGCUUACCUCGACUACAAAAAUGGUCGUGGGACCGCAACGCAUGACAACACAACAGGCUUUGUCGUCUGGGGAAAUGUCGGCGCUACGAACGUCUUGCACUGCGAGCUGGCAGUUCGUCUCGUCACGUAUCGCUUCGAGCCCCCUAGCACGUACACGACGCUGGACACUCACGAUGUCUCUCCAGAGGCAGCUCAGCGAUUCACCAGAACAACGGCAUUGUUCGAUGUGGGUGGACGGGCAGACCUGAUCGGAACCAUGAUCAACGGUGCAGGUCAGCUGGCAUCGGACCCGUAUCCAGAGGUGUACGGCCGCACGCUAUCGCGCUACAUUAUGGCUUAUUCAGGAAUAAUGAUGGCAAGCACACCAGUGUCUACACUCGAGGGACGACCCGUCGCAGGGACGCGGAUACAUCUGGGAGUUUUUGGUUUCUACGCAGCCGUCAUCUUCGUCGAGGUCAUUACCGUCUGUUGGAUCGCCAUCGUAGCUUUCGUGUACACGUGGAACAUCAACGACAUGAGCGUGCGAGCCGUGCGAAAAAGGAUCACGGCACCGUUUGGCCUCAUUUGUCAAUUUUACGGCGUGCCCAGAAGACCGCGCACGGAAAGCGGAGUGGAACAGAAAAAGGCCUUCUUUACCGAGGACAAUCUGCAACUCUUCGAGCCCGAAGCCGACAGCGGGGCGACUGGACUGAAGCUGCGCAAGGCGCUUUACACUGCCCCCGUAGGUGCAAGAGGCCUGGCACACGACGACACUUGGAACUUGAUCGUGGACUAG
This is a messenger RNA of Ceraceosorus guamensis, 2052 nucleotides long. RefSeq lists its product as hypothetical. The record is from RefSeq and is a predicted model, not a curated record. The transcript is spliced from 7 exons. The coding region runs from base 1 to 2052 and encodes 683 amino acids. NCBI's taxonomy places the organism in Eukaryota, Fungi, Basidiomycota, Exobasidiomycetes, Ceraceosorales, Ceraceosoraceae.